Symbiodinium sp. CCMP2456 is the source of this 3831-nucleotide messenger RNA. The record is from the annotation of a GenBank genome assembly. Lineage: Eukaryota; Dinophyceae; Suessiales; Symbiodiniaceae.
AUGGAGGGUCCGUUCGAUGUGACAACAUGUCUCGCUACCGGUGCCGUACUUCUCGCAGGCCACCUCUACCUGUGCGGUGGUGGCUUUGUAUCCAUGAAGGACCGGAUCCUUCAACAAUGUCAAUCGUCCGAUGCGCCGGCGCAAGUGGGCCGGGUCAAAGACAGUCGCGUGGACGAAGCCUUCCUCCAACUCCGACAGAGAAUUACCAGAAUUUCGCAGGAGUGCACCCUUCAUGGAAUAUGCCUGGCCUUGCUUUGGUUCUUGUACGAGUUUGCUACGAGACCAGGGCGAGCUCAAGCUAUGAGACUUGCAGCCACCCUUUGUCCGUACUCGCUGAAUGUACUUCUUGCCAGAGAGAAGAUCGAGCUGACUAGGAGGAACCUCCAGGUGUCCCAAGCGCUGUAUAUGCUCACCUUCGGCAUCUUUGUCUUGGCGGGAUCUGUUCCAGGAAGUAGUUAUAAUGAUAAUGCAACUGAUCCGGUCGCCCUUCAAGCAUUCCAACUGAGCUGUCGUUUUUCAAUGACGGUGUUCUUUCUGGAUACGGCCUUGGUUGUUCCGUGCCAAUGCCUGGUGUCUCUGGCAGAGUGCUGGGCUUACAGUCCAACCCGUGGUGAUUCUGCGACUUCCUUCAUCUUUGCCCAGCUUGUGGUGGUGAUCAUAAACGGAUCGCUCUCUCUGGCGCUGGAAUUGUGUGUUCGAUCCCACCUUCGCGCCUCACUGGCGUCGGCAGAUGCAGAAUCCAUGGUGCAGGGCUUCCGACACGUCCUUCGCGGCAUCUGCGAUGGCGAGGUGUUGCUCGACAGCAAGAUGCAGAUCUGCGGGGAGGGGAAGUGCCUCCAGCACCUGCUCAUGACGGGAGCCAGCCUUCAGGGCCGAAGCUUCGUGGACUUGAUUUGGGAGGAGCAGAAGCGGGAGUUUCACAAGUUUCUGGAGGUGAAGGGCUCCGAAGAAGCGGCGCCGGCUUGUCUCCGCGCCUCGCUCCGGGGCUCUUGCAGCAUUCGAGUGGCGGUGGAUCUCUUCCAUGUGCCCUUGGAGCUCUACGGGGAGAAGCAUCACUUGUUCGCCUUUCGUGAGGACGGGGAGCUCAGGGAGGUUCAAAGGCAGGCCGUGGAAGGAAUGGAUGUGGAAGCGUCCAUGUUGGGGAGGAUGCCAGGGGCAGAGGCACCUUCGCACCCCUCGCAGCCCUCGCACUCCCAGAGACAAAAUGACCCGGGUUCCGGGUGUUCAGACAGCUCUGUUGGUGCUGGAUGCGUGUUCUCGGCAUACCCUGCCCUCUCAGAAAUGACCUUGCUGGUUGACACAGCCACGCCGAAGUGUGACGUCCGACAAGCACAUCUAAAGUACCGAGCCGAUCGAGAGCGAGACAGAGAGGAGGGCCAGGCUUCCCUUUCCUCGCCUUCUCUGAGAAAGCUGGUGCUUCCCCUGGACUGGGAGACGAUCCGCUCCAGGGCCACACGCUAUGUCCGGAAGGCUCAGCAAGGCCGAGCAGAGCCCAAGAACGUGCACGGGAUACGGCUGAGGACAGAAAGUUCACGGAAGCUGGUCAUUGCCAAGACUGCCACGUUGCUCCCUGCCCAAAAAGACCCAGCCUCACUUGUAUGGGUGCACCUCUUGGAUUUCGUGGAAGAUAGCUCCAGAUGCAGACAGCCACCAGAUCUCGCCGGCAUUCGCGAAUUUCGGUCCGCGACUGGCGUCUGCAAAGCAGCAAGCGAGCCGUGGAAGAUUUUCCAAGAAGAUCCUCGAUUCAGGACGCUGAAAAUACUGGAGUCCAGAUCGCUUCAUAGGCCGCAGGCAAACUGCUCCCACACCAUGGUGCUCACGAAGGGACGCUGCAAAGUCAGAAUGCUGGUGCAGCUUGUCCAGAGAGACCUCGGGGAGGAAAGUCUCCGUCGCGGGAUGAAGCCGAGGCAGACCAUGGUCUUCUGCAACACCCUCUCCUCUUGCAAGUCAGUUGGCUACCAGCUGAAAGAGAAGUACAGCCAUGUGCAAGAGAAGAUCGGCAUGCUGCACAAAGAGAUGCAGACGGUCGACCGACGAGAGGUUCUGCGGAAGUUCGUUGAAGGCGAGUACAAUGUGCUGGUGACCACGGACCUGGCCCAGAGGGGUUUGGACCUCCCAAAUUGCGAGCAUGUUGUGAACUUCGACUUCCCACUCAAUUCCAUUGACUACCUCCACCGCGCUGGCCGUACGGCCCGAUUCGGCGAGCCGGGCAAGGUGACUUCCUUGGUGAAGAAGGGUGACAAGUACCUUGCUAAGGCCAUUGAGCGGUGUGUCCAGCUGGGCAAGCCCAUCAACGAGUUGCGGAAGCCUCAGUACAACACAGCAAUCGGUGCAUACGGCCGACAGUCGAGAUGGCUCCAGUCUCUGUGUCUGCUCAGUGCACUUCUUCAGCAAGGCUUGCGGGCCACGAUGGUCUCAAGGAGCGCCGCACUCGGCGCUUGCUCCAAAGCAUCCAGGUGGCAGGCGGGCCUCUGCCUUCUGCGAAGCAUCGCGGCUUCUGGCCAGCAAGCCAACGCGGUGCCCUGCAACGCAGCCAUCAGCGGCGUGGGCAGCGUCCGCGGUGCUUGGUACCGUAGUCGCCAUCUCCUCGAUGACAUGCGCUGGCACACCGUCUUUCCCACAGUCGUCACCCUUGGUGCUCUGAUUGCCAGCUGCAGCUUGCAUGCCUUGUGGUCAGCAGCUCUUCGCUCCGUCGCAAUGAUGCAAGAGCUGCAUGUGCAGCCGGACCUCGUGGCCCAGAACUCCCUCAGCGAUGCAGCCGCAGCCGCUGCUAACUGGCCUUUGGCAUCGAAGCUGAUGGAGGAGAUGCGAGAGGCUCGACUCCGACGAGAUGCCGUCGGCAUGACGACUCUGUUGCAGGCCUUCGCCGAGGGAGCUCGCUGGCACCGGGCCCUCAAUGCAUGGGCCGGAUUUGCCCAGGACGGCAUGUCCCGGAAUGUCAUUCAGCUGAAUUCCGUGACAAACAGCUUGGGCCGAGGCCAGAAUUGGGAGCAGGCCACACAGACAACUCGCAGCAUCCGGGAAGCUCUUCGCCCAGACGCCAUUACGCUGGCCGCGAGUUCAGCCGCCUGCGGUGAAGCUCUGCAGUGGGAAGCCGCAAUGCAGCUCUUUGCCUUCCACUUCUGCUCAGGAGCAGCUCUCACAGCUUCCUGUGCCACCACGGCCAUGGCGGCCGCCAGGCGCGCCGGGCACUGGCGCCGGGUCUUGGGCAUUUCUGCGGCGCUGGGGCGCUGGCAGGUGGCCGAAGACCUCGUCUGCUUCACGGAGCAGCUCGCGGCCUUCGCCGACUCUUGCAGGUGGCGGAGCGCUGUGGCGGCCUUGAGGGCGCAGGCUUCCCGGAGCCUGCGACCUGACACCACGGCACUGAACACGUGCCUGGCAGCCUUCGGAUCCACUUGGCGCAAGCUUGUGCUGCAUCUCCAAGAAGCUUGCGCCCAGGGCUCUGUGGAUGCCGUGAGCUUCCACUGCGCUGCCAGCUCUUGCGCUGCCGCUGGCGAAGUGGGCGCUGCACUACGACUGGUUGAGCAGGGGCGCUCACAAAGUUUGGACACCGAUCCCGUCGUGCUGGCGGCUGCGGCUCUCACUUCAGCACCGCCGCAGCUUCUUGCUGCGCUGCGUGCACCAUGUCUCGAUCGUUUGCGGAGAACCGACGCAAAACAGUGCAGUGACUGCGCGUCGACAAAACCUUUGCCUGAGUGCACGAUGUGUGCGCUUCAGGUCUUCAGACAAGCGAGACUACCUGCGAGGAGGACCAUCGUGUACGGGGCUCCCAGCAUUGUUAGUGCUUCAUUCGCAGACAAGACAGAGCAACCUGCUUGCCCCGAUUCUUGA